AUGACAACGAGAAACUCUGAAAAGAUUUUAGUCCUUGGUGGAACCGGCAAGGUUGGCCGGCAGAUCACGAAGCUCUUGGCCGCAACCUCGAUACCGACCUUCCAAGCCUCCCGAAGCGGGGCAUCCACCACGGAGCCGGGCGCCGACAACAUCAAGCCCAUCUCCUUCGACUGGGAAGAUGAAAAGACGUGGGCAUCGGCUUUGGAAGCUGGCGUGAAAAGUAUCUUCCUCGUUGCCCCGCCGGUCAUGGACGUGCUGUCGCCGAUGCAGUCGUUCAUUGAUCAGGCGCGAAUGAAGGGACACGCCAAGCGAUUUGUCCUGUUGAGUGCAAGCUCUAUUGAACCAGAUAUCAAUGGCUACGCAACGGGUCGGCCGCAUGCGUAUCUGAAGGAGCUUGGCGACAAGGGUGAUGUGGAAUGGGCCGCAAUAAGACCGACAUAUUUCCAGCAGAAUUUCAUUGAGCAGUAUAACCAUUGCAAAGCGAUUGCGAAUGAGAGCACUAUUUACUCCGCUACGGCGGACGGAAAGAUAGCUUGGGUUGCGACCGAGGACAUUGCCGCAUGCGCAUACCAGCUUCUUACCCAGGAGGAUGCACCGAACGACCAGUACCUCAUUCUUGGUCCGGAAUUGCUCAACUACAAUGAUAUUGCCAAGAUCCUUUCUGAAAUCCUUGGUCGGAAGAUCGUGCACAAGAAGCUCUCAGCGCAGGAGCUCGUGGAGCGGUUCGCUGGUCAGGGCGUGCCUCGGGAUUAUGCGGAGAUGUUGAGCGGCCUGGACACAGCGAUUAAGAACGGCAGUGAGAACCGGACGAAUAGCGUCGUCCUCGCAUUGACGGGAAAGCAGCCAAGGAAGUUCCGUGAUACUGCUGAAAAGAACAAAGGUGUCUGGGCUGAAUCAGCUUAA
Messenger RNA from Colletotrichum spaethianum, 903 nucleotides. RefSeq names its product festuclavine synthase II. NCBI's taxonomy places the organism in Eukaryota, Fungi, Ascomycota, Sordariomycetes, Glomerellales, Glomerellaceae. The transcript is spliced from 3 exons. Bases 1 to 903 code for a protein of 300 amino acids. The record is from RefSeq and is a predicted model, not a curated record.